This is a messenger RNA of Gamsiella multidivaricata, 2646 nucleotides long. RefSeq names its product nuclear pore protein 84/107. Gene Ontology annotation, biological process: regulation of DNA-templated transcription; mRNA export from nucleus; protein import into nucleus. The coding region runs from base 142 to 2529 and encodes 795 amino acids. NCBI's taxonomy places the organism in Eukaryota, Fungi, Mortierellomycota, Mortierellomycetes, Mortierellales, Mortierellaceae. Gene Ontology annotation, molecular function: structural constituent of nuclear pore. Gene Ontology annotation, cellular component: nuclear pore; nuclear pore outer ring. The transcript is spliced from 15 exons. The record is from RefSeq and is a predicted model, not a curated record.
GCAAAGGAAUCGACACGCCAAACAUUACCUCAUUGACUCAUCGGCCUUAAAGCAAACCAGUUACGUCUCCGAUGGCAUGGAACAGCUCAAAAUCAUUCACUGGCUUCACCACUCCCGGCCUGUCUGCAGGAAACUCGAAGGAUGAAGACGUUAGCAUGGAUUAUCUACAGCGUGAGCUAUUCUACUCUACCUGGCCAUUCCAAGCCGAAGGAACCUAAUAGUAUAACAAGCGACAUAUUUAGCACCAGGCCAGAAGGAUUUCAGGAAGCAUUCGAGACAGGAAUCGAAUAUCAGAAGUUUGCUCGUUCGUUGGGAAUGCUUAAGCGAUUCCGAAAAGAAACAGAUGCGAAUAUUGAUAUUUCGUCUAUCCUUCCAGAGUUCGAAGCGCUCUGUGGGGCGAGAGCGGAACAACUGGAGCAUCGCAAGGAUUCGGACGCCGAUUACAUGGCAUUCGGUUUGACUGAUGAAUACAAGCUGUGGCAGUCUGAGAGCCAUACCUGGUUGCUGCUUCAAACUCUCGCCAGUGCCUUCGAUCAUACAAAGCCGCCCAUCAAAAAAGGACCCGAUGCGUUGGCAUGGUCUGAUCUUGAUCUCAUCGAACAUUUGGCAAGGACUGACAACGAGUUUAAGCACCACUCUGCUGUGAGACUGUGGCUCGAGACUAUUGCACCGCCCUUCAACUCUAAUGCCGUGGCGAAGACAUUCACUCAACAAACAUCUAUCGGAUCAGCAUUCUCUUUCGGUCCUAGGCCAUCACCCAUUAAGCCCGAGUAUCUAGACCCUGAUGCGGUCACGAGGGACAGAAUCAAGUUGAGCGAAAGCAAUCAGCUUAUCGAACACAACUUACUGAGAACAGUAUGGGAGUACAUCCGCCGUGGACAGCUUCAGGAGGCGAAGGAUGCCUGUGUCAAGGCAGGUGAACCAUGGCGAGCAGAGAGCAUCAGCGGAGGCGAACCUUACUCCGUGUCCAUUGCAUUCACAGACCCACAGUACGAUCGGGAGGAAGGUCUCAUCGGCAACAAAACGCGCGGGCUCUGGAAAGGAACAUGCUAUGCCCUUGCAAAUGAAGCAUCGGCUGACCAGUACGAGCGGGCAGUCUAUGGUGCAUUAUGCGGCGACGUUCCUUCAGUUCUGCCGGUUUGUUCAAGUUGGGAAGAUCAUGCGUGGGCGCACUAUAACGCUUUGGUUGAGAGUAUGAUUGAGGGGCGUUUGUCACAAUUUAAUCGAGGAGGUGCAAGCAAGGCCCUUCCACUUCCUGCGACAAAGAUCACUUCAGCCAAGGCUGUCUUCGACAGCUUGGCGAACAGUGACUCUGAAGAACUGAGAAACACAUCCAAAGAUGUCUUUAAGGCCAUCCAGACAAGCAUUAUCCUGGGUCAAACUGACCAACUCCUCGCAAAGAUGGCCAGGGACGCUAAGGCAUCAUCUAGUAUUGGCGCACCUCUUCGACCACACAUGCUUCGAUUUAUGGCCCACUUUGUUCUUCUUUUGCGAUCAAGGAAUUCGGUUGUGCCAAAGGAUGACGGCGACUAUUUCGUUAAAAGCUAUGUGGACUACUUGAUCUCAAGGAAAAUGUACGAUCUGGCGCCGCUGUAUGCCUCGUUCUUGCCACUCCAACUCCAAAUCGAGACGUGCUCAUCGUACCUGAAGACGAUCGAUGGAGCCAAGAAGGAGCGCCAAGGAUAUCUAGUGGCUAUUCGGCAGAAUGGCUUGGAUUUGCACAAGAUUCUCACGGCGACGGUGGACGGCCUCAUGGACAACAAUAAAGCGGAGCUUGAAUGUGUUGGGGACUACGCGACCAAUAUGCAAGAGAGUAUUAUGAAGCCCAUCUCAAGUCAGGAGAAGGCCGCCAUAAAAGCAAUGGAGUGGCUGACUUUCGAUGAAGCGCCGUACGACGAAUGUUUGCAUCGUAGCAACUACUUGACGAGAAGAUACCUAUUGCAAGGUCGUUUGUAUGCAGCGUUCUCGUUGUUUAAUGCUCUCCCGUCUGACAUUGUCAAGGAUGAUCUGGAUGAGGCACCGCCAUUCUUGCUCACUGUUUCCCAUGAGCAUCUUUAUUAUCGCGACUUGUUCAACGCACGACUACUGUUCGAGGAAUGGAGAGACGCUAUAAGGUCCAAACCCGUGGAGGAAGCGUCGCGAUCAAGGAUGCAUGCGUGGGAAUUAGAUGUGAAGAACCGGGCGCAGAAGGCGAUCGUGGAGAUCGAGUCAUUGCUGCAGUCAAGGUGGCUUUUCGACUGCAUUCUGGCUGGAGACACGACUAGAAAUCAGGAACUGAGGCGUCUUCGCCAGAUCUAUGUCUCUGAACUGGUGAUGAACCUGCACAAGAUUUACUAUGACAGCCGGGUCGUCAUCCCCGAGUAUCUGGAAAAGUCCGUCGACAUGUCCAACCUUGUUGCAAGCGAGGCCGCAGGCGUGCCAUUGUAUAAGGAAUUGCAGGAAAGCAAUCGCCUGGCAGAAUUCCUGGACCAUGUCCGCUUAUCCUCACUCGAGUUGGUCAGAGAGGGGCGAUCGCCCUUUGCAUUUUAGUGUCAUCGUGCCGGCCCGUUGUGAUCGAUAGAGUUCGCAUGUCGCUCAAAAAAAAAAAAAAUAGAUAGGCACGCUGCACAAAAAAGGAAAUUUUUUUGCGAUCCAGGCACAAAGUGU